AUGGAUUCGCCUAAAACCCCCAAAGUGUUAUCACAUGCAAAUUCGAUGAAAAGUUUGAGAUCAAUAAAAAGUCAAAAAUCUUUGCGAUCAAUGCGAAGUCAAAAAAGCACACAAAGUAUUCGAAUAUUCAAUCAUAAUCACGAUUCAUAUCAGACCUGUUUUGGAUGUAUGCAUGUUAAGGUAACAUUUUUCUUCGAAUUGUGAUUUUUUUCAAAAUACAAAAUUUGAUUUUCACAUCAGAUUGCUACAUGUUUCAUUGGAUUUUUUGCACUUCUCGGAGUAUGUUUAUCAUUAAUGUAUUGCGUUUUCAUAUCUCAAGAGGCAAGAGAAGUUUUUGAAGAAAAAUUUAAUUUCACAAAUUGUUUUUCAGCAACGAAAACCGAAUAUGAAACUUUACGCGAUUCCAAUGAUUGUUGUAAUUUUGGCUCUUUUAUAUAUGUUUGUUGGAAUUCUUCAGCAAAAAGCGCAACUUUUAUUCGCAUUUAUCACAUUGCAGGUAAUAUUGAAAAAUUAUUCACUUUGAAAAACGAUUUGCUUCAGAUCUUCUUGGUGUUUUCAAUUGCUGUGCUCAUACCAAUAAUUCUUCUAUCAGUGGCUUGUAACACUUUAUGUGUGCUACAAUAUUUUGUUGAUAUCACAUUAGACCAUACAGAAUACAGUAAGCUCUCAGCUCUCUCAUCUCCAUUUCAAAUUCACUGUUUAUUUUCAGCCAAAUCUGCGUUAAUAUCAUUGGUUGGACUCUGUUGUCAACUUGGAAUUCAAACGUGGGCACUUCGAGCUGUUUGUGGUUGUUUUCGAUAUUUUACAGAUAUUCAGAAAUUUGAAGUACGUCAAGCACAAACUAAUUAUGUUUGA
Messenger RNA from Caenorhabditis angaria, 855 nucleotides. The record is from the annotation of a GenBank genome assembly. Lineage: Eukaryota; Metazoa; Nematoda; Chromadorea; Rhabditida; Rhabditidae.